CAGUUUAUCAAUGCAGUAGAACAACCAGCUGGAGGACAGCAGUACUUGUGUAGCGCAGAGAGAGAUACCGAUCGGCUCUGCUAAGUAGUACAGGAUACAAUGCCACAUAAGACCUUCUGGACUCAAAUCUGAUAAAGGAUAUCACAUCAAACAUUUCUCUUUCUUUGCGCCGACGAAGAAAAAACAAGGAAAAGAAAAUGAAGAAACAGUUCAAUCGGAUGAAGCAGCUAGCUAACCAACACGUUGGCAGGGCAGAGAAAACUGAGGUCCUAAGUGAUGACCUGUUGCUGAUAGAGAAACGCUUGGAUGUAGUGAGAGCGGUUUCCCACAAUACUCAGAAACGGCUAUUAACGUGUUUGCAAGGUCAGAUUGGCACAGACGCAGAGAAGAGACAUAAAAAGCUCCCAUUAACAGCACUUUCACAAUGUAUGCAGGAAGGGGGUAGUCUGCUAGGUGAAGAGUCUCUUAUUGGUAAAAUGAUGGACAUCUGCAGUGACGUGGAGAGCAAGCUGGCCAUGGAGCUGUCGCAGCACGAGGUGCAGAUAGAACAGGAUGUCUUGGACCCGCUGAACCAGCUCGCAGAGGUGGAUAUUCCAAAUAUUCAGAAACAGAGGAAGCAAUUGGCGAAGAUGGUACUGGACUGGGAUUCAGCUCGAGCCAGGUGGAGCCAGGCUUGCAAGGCCAUCGUUUUAGGAACCAAUUUCCAAGCACUGACAGCCAAAGCAGAGUCACUCAAAGAGGAGAUGGAUGAGACGGGCAACAAAGUAGAGCUGUGCAAGGACCAGCUUGCAGCCGACAUGUAUAAUUUAUUUUCUAAAGAAGGGGACUAUGCACGCUAUUAUGUAAUGUUAUUAGAAGAACAAGCAGAGUACCAUAGAAAGGCUUUAGCAGUGUUAGAAAAGGUCCUGCCGACUAUCCAAGCCCAGCAAGAUUCGUGGACGGAGAAGCCAGCCUUCGGGACUGCACUGGAAGACCACCUCAAACGCAGUGGCCGGGAGAUAGCUCUGCCUAUCGAGGCCUGCGUGAUGAUGCUGUUAGAGACUGGCAUGAAGGAGGAGAAUGCUGUGACCGAAGAACUACUACACCUCUUCAACAAGAGUAAUGUAUAUUAUUUUCACAUUGUAGGUGCACUGAAAUCUUACGUGAGAGAGUUGCCAGAGCCCUUAAUGACUUUCCAUCUGUAUGAUGAGUGGAUCCAGGCGUCAAACGUCUCAGACCCAGACAAGAAACUGCAGGCUCUCUGGGUAAUCUGUGACAAACUGCCAAAGCCUAACAAAGCAAAUUUUCGGUAUCUAAUCAAAUUCCUGGCAAAGCUAUCACAGGAAAGUGCCGUCAACAAGAUGACCCCUAGCAACAUUGCAAUCGUGUUGGGACCUAACCUGCUGUGGGCUAAAAAUGAAGGAACGCUUGCUGAGAUGGCAGCCGCUACUUCAGUCUACGUGGUAACAAUUAUUGAGCCAAUCAUCCAGCAUGCUGAUUGGUUCUUCCCUGAAGAUAUCGAUUUCAACGUAUCCGGGAUGUUUGCUCCUACUCCCAGCAAUCACACAAACCACCAUGGGGGUGAGUUUGACUCUGGGAUGCUGGAAAGGAAGAGGCCAGUUAGCAUGGCCGUGCUGGAGGGGGAUUUGAUGAAGAAGGACAGCUUGGGUGGUAAACUAUUGGAUCAGACUCCGCGUAGAGGAGGCACUCUUAAUAGAAAGCACACGUCCCCUGCCUUCCAGCCCCCCCUGCCCCCUGUGGAGCCUGGGGGGGUGCUACUGCAGCCUGUUGCCGAGCAACAGCUGCAGGCUCAGCCAAUAGGUGCAGGCCCUGAAAUCAGCCAAUCAGGCUGUGCUCAGGGUCAACCUACUAACAGUGCAGCAGAGCCACCAUUAAUACCAGUAUCUGAGGAAUCCAGCUCUUCAAAACCAAAAGAACCGGCAUCCACACCUCCACCUCCUCGGAAUGCUGGCAACGUUACAGCUGCAGCUCAGAACCAGCCUCACUCUGCGGGCACCACUGCCAACCAGCUGGGCGUAGGGCACACUCAGAACACAACGGGGCCCAGCCCGCACACGAUCAGGAGAGCUACAAAGAAGCCUGCUCCAGCCCCACCAAAGCCUGGAAACCACCCCCCUGCACAACCUGGCAGCCAAGGACCUCCUUCAGCAGCCAAUCAGCUGUUUACACAGUCUCCUAAGCCAUCUGUUAGCCAAGGGACAGGCCAUUCACCUCCCAGCCAGCCCAGCAGUCAGGGUUCAGUUCAGCCUCAAUCUCCUGCCCAGCCCUCUGUCCAGCCACGCAGACAUUCGAGCAACCAGCCACCAAUCCAGGCCCCGAGCCAUCCUCCCCCACAGCCUCCAACACAGGCCACGCCUCCAACACAACCCAAAGCCUUCAGCCAGGCCACCGGGGGCGCCAGUGAGUCAGGAACGGAACACUCUCCUCCCAGGACUCCCACACCACCUGACACCCCUCCCUUACUCACACACGGAGGGACCCCUCCUCCACCAGCAGCUGUACCGCCUUCACCCACUAGUGGCCACGACAGCCCCCAGCCCUCCUCACCGCUCCAGUCGAACACCCUGCCCAGGCCACGGCCUGUACCAAAACCCAGACACAGGCCGAGCGUGCCCCCACCACCACAGCCUCCUGUUAAUGAAAACUCCAACGGCAACGCCAACACGGCUUCCAAAAUAAUCACAGAUUCCAAUAACGCUGUACAAGGACAGCUUCGCAGCUUCACCCCUGAGCUCCCUGUGGAACAAGUGACUCCUUUGCCCACCCAAGAGCUUAACAAUCACCAGCUGCAGGACACUGACCAUGACACAGAGAGCACUGUAUUGUGAAGCAGACUCAGCAGACCAUCCAUCACUUUAACCUCUCUCCAUUCUCGCAUGCUGAAAGCCGAUUUCAUCAGAAGCAACAGCUUCUCCAAUAUUUUUGCAGAAUGCUUUCCAGUGACUCGCGGCUGUGCCUUUUCAAACACUGCCUGCAGCUAAAUGCUACACCAGGGUCAUGGUAUGUCUUUCGAUUUUCCUUUUGAAUUGCAACAUUGUGGGAAUGUUGUUUGACUAUAUAGUCUGUGAAAACCACUUGGCUGCAAAAGCCUUACACAUAGGACGCUUCAGUUUUUGUGGCUGUUGGGAUACAUUAGCAUCAAUACUGUAAGUAACAAAAAUGCACUAUCUAUGCUGAUUGCUGUCAAACAGGCUACCGAACAAACAUGAAUGCCACUGUCCUGGAAUUCGCUUAUUUUUUUUUUUUUUGUGGAACAUUGAGAUUCAACUUUCUUUUUCCUUUUCAAAGAAAAUGUGGUUUAAGACACACAAUGAGUUUAAAGAGACAUUCCCUCGCGCUCUUGCUGCAGGAAAUAAAAUAAUAAACUAAAAGAAAAAAAAGUAUAAACCAAAAACUGCAUCUUACAAGUUCUGCUGGCGACUGCUGGGUACAAGUUGUCAGUCGAUCUGUGGUUGAAUUCUAGUGCCUUCUUUGAUUGACGGUUUGUAGAUUGAACCUCUUUAUUCUUGUUUUUCAGCCAUUGCUGUCGUGUUUUUUUUUGUCUCUCUUUCACUCACUCUGUCUGUGAACAAUUGAAUAAUCCUUUCUUAUUAAAAACCCACUUAAUAAUCUUUGAUUCAUUUUAUAUGGAAUGGGUUACAUGUUAAUAUGACUGGCCAAAUGUUCUUGUUGCUUUAAGAAAUUGUGCCUAAUUGUUAGAGAUGUGCAUACAGUUCAGAUUUGACUUUCCCUUAAAGAGAAAUGUUCAAUUACAAUAUUAAGUCACUAGGGAGUGCUGUGCACUGUGUGAAAACCCAUUGGGAUUAAAGGAGAGAUUUUCUACAUCAAGGUUUCUUUUAUUAUUAUUAUUAUUAUUAUUAUUAUUAUUAUUAUUAUUUACAAAUUCGUUUUUUCAUUUAAUUUUGAUACAGAAAAAAAAAAAAAAUCCACUGAGCGGUUUUAAAAGGCUGCAUCAUGUUGUUUUCUAUAGCAUGCUUUAAAGCUGGGAUUGCAAACUGAUUAUUGUUGGCAAAUACAGUAGCUAAUUAAAACCUAGCAAUGACGUGGUAGGGGACACAUGUAAGGAUAGAAAAGUUUCAAGAUAAGCAGAAUAUAAAUGGUACUGAGGGCCAAAUCUGAUUUUGAUUCCGUGAGCACCCUCUGAGGAUUAGUUGUAAAUUUGUAUUUAAGUUCUCAUCAUGGCAAUCCUCGAUCUUGCUAAGAUUACCUGUAACAACCUGGUACUUGCUUUGUCGCUGUUUCUAUUAUAUAAAGUGCACUCACAAGGCUGUGCUACGUCCCAUCAAUUUGCAUACUAUUGCAGCGGCUUUGAAAUGAAACGCUGACAUGCAUCUAUGUUAUUUAGACUUAGUAGUCCAUUUAUAACAAUAAAAUAUUCUGAAGAAAUGCUUAAUAACAAUGUUGUAUUUCAAAAUAAAAUGAAUCAUUGUUGCUC
Molecule: messenger RNA, 4435 nt
Organism: Polyodon spathula (Mississippi paddlefish)
Lineage: Eukaryota; Metazoa; Chordata; Actinopteri; Acipenseriformes; Polyodontidae
Product: rho GTPase-activating protein 17-like
Exons: 19
Coding region: 198-2828 (876 amino acids)
Biological process (GO): signal transduction; regulation of Rac protein signal transduction; positive regulation of GTPase activity
Cellular component (GO): intracellular anatomical structure; cytosol; cytoplasm
Molecular function (GO): GTPase activator activity; protein binding
Source: RefSeq, a predicted model, not a curated record